AUGCCAACCACCCCAAAGGAAGUGGACGCGGUUGUUGUCGGCGGAGGAUUUGGCGGUAUACGUCUCGUCAGCCUUCUCCAGGACAAGCUCCAUCUGCCGAAUGUUGUCGCGAUCGAGAAGGGCAGUGCGCUGGGAGGAACCUGGUACUGGAACCAGUAUCCCGGGGCCCAAACUGAUACUGAGAGUUGGGUCUAUCGCUUCUCCGACGACCGUGACCCGCCCAAAUGGAACACGCGAUAUCUCAAGGCCGAAGACCUCCAGGAGCAGAUCGUCGACACGGCCAAAAAGUCCGGUGUCUUGAAGAACUAUGUCUUCGAGAACGAAGUUGUCUCGGCCCAUUACGACGCGAAGAGCAAUCGUUGGCUUAUCGCCACAGACAAGGGCCUCCAAUUUUCUGCCACCUAUUUUCUCACCGCCCUUGGGAUUCUAACUAACCCCUACAUUCCGGAUUUCCCAGGACGGGACUCCUUCAAAGGUCUAUCUUUUCAUUCUGCUCGGUGGCCCAAGGGUCUCGACGUCACGGGAAAGCGUGUCGCGGUCAUCGGAACUGGACCAUCCGGAAGCCAGAUCACCGGGUCCAUCCAUCACCUCGUCAAUCAAAUCACGGUUUUUCAACAGCGGGCACAAUACAUCGUCCCCGUCAAUGAUCGACCAGUGACCGAGGAAGAAAAGAAGGAGAUUUACGAAAACUACGAUAAGAUCUGGGACACGGUGUUCAACUCGCUCUUCGCCAUGGGUUUCACGGAGAGCAAGAAGUCGGCGCUCGAGGUGUCGGAAGCAGAGAGGAGAGAAGUCUAUGAACGCAUCUGGAACAAAGGCGGCGGCUUCCGGUUCUUCUUCGAGACCUUCAACGACCUCGGGACCAACGUGGAGGCGAACGAGACGGCAGCGGCAUUUGUUCGCGAGAAGAUUGCCCAAAUCGUCAAGGAUCCUGAGACGGCAAAACUGCUCCAACCCAAGGGACACUAUGGUGGACGCCCACUUUGCACACAGGGGUAUUAUGAGGCCUUCAACGAGCCUAAUGUCUCUCUCGUGGACGUAGCCAACAACCCCAUCGCCAAGAUCACUCCAACGGGAUUGGAACUUCAGGACGGCAAGGCUUUUGACUUCGACAUCAUUGUGUAUGCCACGGGGUUCGACGGGGUCGAUGGCGCCUAUCAUAACAUUGACAUCACUGGACGUGGGGGACUCAAGCUGGCAGACGCGUGGAAGGGAGGGGCCAACGCCUUGUACGGCGUCAGCGUGGCCGAAUUUCCCAAUUUCUUCACCGUUACCGGGCCUGGCGGUCCGUUUGCAAACAUGCUCCCCUCGAUCGAGUUGCAAGGGGAUUUCAUCAUCAAGCUCAUCCAGGAGGCAAGAAACAGGGGCGACAAGACCGUCGAGGCCGACGCCAAAGCCCAGGCGGAGUGGGCUCAAGUCGUCCAGCAGAUCUCCAAGGCGACCGUCUUUGACAAGGUCAAGUCAUGGAUCCAGAACGACAACGUGCAGGGCAAGAAGAAAUACAGUGCCUUCUUCUUGGCUGGCCUGCAGAACUAUAUUGCCAAACUGGCCGAGGAGACCGAGACCAGGUAUCCAUCGUUUGUGUUUGCCAAGUGA
Molecule: messenger RNA, 1596 nt
Organism: Fonsecaea nubica
Lineage: Eukaryota; Fungi; Ascomycota; Eurotiomycetes; Chaetothyriales; Herpotrichiellaceae
Exons: 1
Coding region: 1-1596 (531 amino acids)
Molecular function (GO): N,N-dimethylaniline monooxygenase activity; flavin adenine dinucleotide binding; NADP binding
Source: RefSeq, a predicted model, not a curated record